GCAUAAUUGUAUUUGUUUUGGCAAGUCCUUGCAUGCAUUUCAAGACGUACUAAAUAUUGCAGUGAUGCAAUAAACAGGAAGUAAAUUUGGAAAGGCACAGGUCAGGGCCUGGCCCAUGGCCUAGGCUGCGAGGAGACUCGAGAGUCAUGCUAAUUAGCUUAGCAUAAUAAUCUACACACAGAGGGUAUGGAAAAGACAAUUGUUAAUUGAUGGAUCAUAUUCAGUAAUGCUGUGGUGACCAGUAUACCAAUAUCUGUCAAGCUCGAGGAUGGUGGAGUAACUAAAUAAAUGAAUGCUCCCUCUGUGUUAUUUAUUUGACCAAUGAAGAGGAGAGGUUAUAUUCAGCGAGGGCUUUUAAAGUAACAAACAAUUCUACUUCCGCUUUCACAUUCAACAUUCAAAGUGAAGAAACAGGCUCGUCUUGUGAAUUGUUGCUUUACUGUACAAGCUCUACCAACCAAAUCUCACAUCAGUCACACACAACACUCACAACAUUUGCACUUGUGAUUAACCAACGUUUUGUCUUUUGAUGAAAGGUUUCAAGUGUCUAUCGCCCUGAGGUUGCAAUGAAUUUGAAACAUCACUGUGUUCAUGCUUUCCUCUUGUUUACCAUCAUAUUUUGUCAGCCCUCGUCAUCAGUGUUUGAAUGGUUGUUUGGUGCCGGAGAAGGGGGAGAGAAAGCUGCAGGGACAUUAGGAGGAGAAAAUCGUACACCAAUCCGUUUUGAGGUUCUGUCCUCCGAUGAGAAGUUUCUUGACUUUGCACAAACUCUCACAGACCUUUCUCCCCUUGAUGCCUGCUACAACAUAGUGAUUUACAGCUUAAAGACAAAAUGUGGAGAGCUGUCAGAAGAAGAGCUGGGGAAACUGUCGGUGCAGCUGCUCAACUGUCAGUCCGAGGUGGAGGACAGGACUGUGUUCCCGUGCACGGCCUCUAUGAGCCUGGCUGACUGUACUAAGUCAAUGGAUGGGACGACUUGGAACAGUUAUCAAAUUGUUGGUAACCGAGCCAGGGCCAUGUGUUACGCGACACAGCAGGUUCAGUUUCGCCGGCUGACAGAGCAGACUGUGAACAGGCUUCUUGGGGCCACCUCAGAACAAGUCAAGUCCUUGAACGAACUUAAGGAUGGACAGGACCAGCUGCAUUCCUUGACCGCGGAGACGGUGCGGAAACUGUACGAGAGUCAGCAAGACCUUCUGUCCACGCAGCACUCCCUGCGAGACGCGCACCAGGACAUCUUCAACCACAUCGCCAGCAACGUGAAGGAGAUCAUGCAGGAGAAAGCUCUCAUCGCUUCGGGGAACCGGGAGCUGGCCAGCAUGACGGAAAACAUUCGAGAAAAGCUGGAGCUCACAGCCGAGCAGAUCAAACAAAGGGAGAGCAGCGAGCAUAAAAAACAUGAAAGAAUCCUCAAAGAUCUGAAGGACAUUCAAGACAACACGGAGGCCUCCGUCAGAAAACUAGACAACAACCUGCAGCGACUGCUGGGCAAGUACGAGGAGCUGGACUCUCAGUACGGGGGGCUGGCCGAGAACCUGAGCAAGAUGAACGGAACAAUCACGUACCUCAUGGCCUCCGUGACCUACAUGCAGAAACACCUGGACGACCGCAUCAACUGGAUCUCACAGCUUCUCGACGGUGCUGACGACAAGCUAUCAGCCAUGUCGUGCUGCCUGCUGCACAUCGCCUACUUCUUCCUGCUGGCCGUGACUGCCACGUUCCUGCAGGUGUCGCUGCCGGUGCGUCUGGCCAUGAUGGUGGUCAUCGUGGGCAACGUGGCCGCCGAGCUCAACUACGACCACAGCCUGGACUUUGCCGGGCUCACCGUGUUCCUGUGUACCUUGUACUUUGGUUUCAAACUGGUUGUAUACUCCGGCAGACGAUUUGACCGGACGAGACGCUAUUUCUCUCACUCUCAGGGAGGGACCCCACAACGAGGGAGCGCUACUGGGAGUCCGUUGUCUUCUGACGAAAUGAGAACUCUGCUAGAUCUGCUUCAGCGGUUCUCGCGAGGAGUUUCAGGACACCUGAACGCCUCAUACGCUCCGACUGCCAACGGCACGGCCCUGAGAGACACCAGCAUAGGUCCGUCCCGACACAACGUGGGUCCGUCGAGACACGACGACCGACACAGCGACGGACACAGUGACAGUGGCGAUGAGCCGGUCACACCCCCAGCGACGUACGCCUCGUUUUUAAACAGCAGCAGCCGUUUGCUAGACGCUAGUCGGACAGAGUUGCCCACUCCACCAAGGAGGACUGUCCUUGACCCACUUAUCACAGGUCGUGGUUCAAGGUCGUCGUCCCGGGCGUCUACCCCAGUGCCAAGGGACUCAAGGUCGUCCACUCCGUCCGUCUCCUCUCGCUGUCUCUCCAACACGGUCGCCGGGACUCAGUGCCGUAUGCCGGCCGCGGGCGGGUCGGACUUCUGCCGGCGACAUAGCCAGAGCCAGAGAUAGCGCUCCGAUGUAUUCGUCCACCCAUCGUCAAAGAAUCUUUCUCCUCCUUUUAAUCAGACCAGACGUCUUUUCAGAAGUUUGUCACAGCUCAAGGACAGCAAAGGAAUCAAACGAUGUGUUCUCCAAGUUUUGCCGGAUAUUUUUGUAUUGUACUUGAGGUUUUGUUCAGUUGAGACCCCCCUUAGAUUUGAUCACGGUAUGUGAGGCAUCCUGGUGAAGUCAGGCGCUCGUCAAAAUAAUGAAAUCCGAGAAAUCGGCGUUUUUCCACCAGUUUGACAUUUUAUAUUUUAACUUUUAUUUUUUCGCUCAAAAUUUUGUAUGUCAAUUAAGUAAUAAAUUUCUGUAUGGAUUUUAUGGAAAAACAUUGAUUAAAGGCACAAAAAUGUAAUUUUGUCGUUUCCAAGGACUCUUAA
Molecule: messenger RNA, 2872 nt
Organism: Aplysia californica (California sea hare)
Lineage: Eukaryota; Metazoa; Mollusca; Gastropoda; Aplysiida; Aplysiidae
Product: protein brambleberry
Exons: 12
Coding region: 567-2459 (630 amino acids)
Source: RefSeq, a predicted model, not a curated record